AUGGGCGCAGACACCGUAGUACUAGGGUGGGCUAUACUCAGCGUUGUCAUUGCUGUCGUCUACUGGAUUUGCUAUUGGAUCGCCUAUGGCUGUAAAUCGAAAAAACAAUUUCAGGAUGAAGAGCAAGGAGAUGUCGUGGUAAAUCGGGAGGAAAACUAUGAAAGCAUUUUCGUCAACCCCCCCGAACAGCCUAUACCGUCUUACACUUCAACUUCCCUUCGCGGAUCUCACGAUACUGAGCUUCCGCCUUACAAGCCUAUUGGUACUCCUCCGCCUUCCUAUAUCCCAGCAUACAAGGCGCUUCAACCAGAUUCAACGUAG
This is a messenger RNA of Fusarium proliferatum ET1, 321 nucleotides long. RefSeq lists its product as uncharacterized. NCBI's taxonomy places the organism in Eukaryota, Fungi, Ascomycota, Sordariomycetes, Hypocreales, Nectriaceae. The record is from RefSeq and is a predicted model, not a curated record. The transcript has a single exon. Bases 1 to 321 code for a protein of 106 amino acids.